Messenger RNA from Mytilus trossulus (common blue mussel), 1908 nucleotides. RefSeq lists its product as uncharacterized. NCBI's taxonomy places the organism in Eukaryota, Metazoa, Mollusca, Bivalvia, Mytilida, Mytilidae. The transcript is spliced from 7 exons. The record is from RefSeq and is a predicted model, not a curated record. The coding region runs from base 57 to 1514 and encodes 485 amino acids.
CGCUUUCUGGUUUACCAGGAAUUUAAAAUCCUGGGUCUAGUGUUGUAUUUUCAUAUAUGUGUUUGGAUAUAGUAAACACAGAUCAAAUCUUUAAAGGUGAAAUGGAAAAACAAAAUUUGAGAAUAGUAUUUGCCAGAGGAACAUCCAUUGAAAAACUUGCAAAUAUCAGUGUAGUGUUACGUUAUCAUAUUAAUGAUCACCUGUCAAAUUGGUUUAAACCGUUUUACUUGCAAGUAGAAAUAGCAAAGUGUUGUGGAACACACACGUGUGUUUCGGAUGUUAUAGAGAUACUACACAUUACAUAUUUAAAAAAAACUAAUGCAGCAAUACAAACUAAAUAUAAGUGUGUCCGUCAUCAAGCAUCAAUUUUCUACAUAGUUCAUCAUACAAUGAAUAAACGUGACAGAUAUAUUCUGAAACGGCACGUGGAAAACAUGAAUAUAAUCAAGGGAAUACAAAUGUUUCCUGAAAUGACAAACUGGAAAUGCUAUGCUUUCAACAGAUAUGUAAUCCCAUCAUUGCACCUGCUGACUAUUAAAAGUAAGCUUACGAAAUGUGGAGAAGCUGAACAUCAAGUUAAAACCAUAAUAAAGAAGAUACAUCUUAAUAAAAAAUUAAAAGAGACGCAUUCCAAGAAUUUUAUAAUACGGUGUAGUCGUUCAACCAAAUAUGUAUUACUAGUCAUUAUAGUGCUAUGGUAUGCAGCGAAAGCAAACAGUGCAGGUGAAGUAAUACAGUGGAAACUAAUGACUAAGCCUGUGUAUUUUGGAAAAAACGUUGUUCUCGAAUGCAUUAUACAUACAGAGGACAAAUCUGCCCCAAUGUUAUGGACUAAGCUACCAAAUGGGAAAACAUUAGCCUUCAACAAGAACUCAACAUAUAAUGACAAGUAUGCAGUUGAUGUUGAAUAUCAUGAGAGGAAAAUGAUAUACAAUCUAACUAUAAAACAUUUUAACUCAAGUGACGUUAAUCAAAUGUAUAAAUGUGAUUGCGGAUUUCACACCUAUUCAGACAAUCUUUUGCUAAAUGAAAACGAUUAUAUCUCUGAACCAUCAGUAGAACAUAUGAAGAACUUCAGCUUAGAUGACAGGAAGUUAAAUGGCAUUGUGAUGGUUUAUAAUAGUUAUCCAAAACCUUUGUGCUCCGGAAAAUUUGAGGGAGAGGAAAUUUCAAAGUUUAUGAAAAUAAGUAUCAAAAAUAUUUCAAUAUUCUACGAAACAAAGAUUGAACUUGACUACAGAACAGAUAUGUGUACAGGCACUAUCAAUGUGACAUGCAGUUAUGGUAAUCACACAGUGCUGAUCACUCAACUCAUUAAUGCUUGCUCAGAUUCACCAAAAUCAACCCAUACAACUGUACAGAUAAUGUUGACAACACUAGUAGCAAUGAUAAUUGUAUGUGCUUGUUUGUCACUCUAUUGUUAUCAAAGAUAUAAACAAAGAAGAAUUCGCAGAUUAAAUCAGAACAUACCAAACACGCCUAAUGCUGAUGAUUUAUUGUUAUCGACGAUAUAAACAAAGAAGAAUUAUCUGAUUAAAUCAGAACAAACCCAAUGCUGAUGCUCGAUUGUUAUCAAAAAUAUAAACAAAGAAGAAUUCUCAGAUUUAUUCCUCACAUGGCUAACACUGAUGCUUGUUUGCCGACUACUAGGCUGGUAAUAAUCUCGGGGAAUAAAAACUCGUCCUCUGUUGAAGAUACACCAUUUGUAUUUAAUGAAUACCAGGAUAACAAUAAUGACUUCUGCCUCAAUCCAUGAAAACUCAUAGAAAGCAUUUGGAGAGACCAUAAACUUAUAUCAUGAUUAUUUAAAUUUCGGUUUCAAAUUAUAGUAUUGAUUCUAAAACAAAACAAAAUAAACUAUUUAUGAAACAAAAAAAAUUAAAUCUAUAUAGAAUGUUUCCCCAGAAU